AUCCGGCGCUUGUCGGACCCGAUGAUUUCCGAAAACAGCCGAACACAUGCGCAGAAAUCAAUACCGCCAUACUUGAAAAGCUCGGGGCAUUUGAUGGGUCCGUCGAGAGUGCAAAUAGAAAAAAUAUAGAUAAAAAAAGUUGUACCCGGUGGAAGAUAUAGCAAUCUGGUGGUCCAGCACCGAGACAGUGCAUCUGGACGCAGCGUCGUCGAGCCAGCUAGUGACAGGAGGAUUGUUGCGGGACAAUGGAGCCCUGAAGACAAGUGCUUUCUCUGAUUGACAAUAGUGCGACAUUGAGGAGAAAUCAAGGAGAACAUGGAUGAAAACCUUAGCCGGGGUUACGUGCAGCUUGGCAAAGCAAGGGGUAUGAACGAGUUCAAGUCCAACAAUGGGCUCAAUCAUCUCACACCCCCGGUUGAUCGCUAUGGCUUUAUUUAUCUUGCUCUUAUACUUGCUGGUGUGGGAUUCCUUUUACCGUAUAACAGCUUCAUCAGCGCCGUUGACUACUUCCAAACUCGCUACCCAGGCACAACGAUCGUCUUUGACAUAUCUGUUGUUUAUAUAACAAUGGCAUUUUUCGCUGUUUGUGCUAACAAUAUUCUUGUAGAGACUGUUUCCCUCAAUACGAGGAUAAUCUUUGGAUAUUUAGUGUCCUUCUUUACACUCCAAUUCGUGCUUGUCUCAGAGAUCUGGUGGGAACUCUUUGAGGUGACUUCAUCAUACACUAUCAAUUUGAUUGCUGUCGCUGUUGUGUCAGUUGGGUGCACAGUGCAACAAUCGAGCUUUUAUGGAUAUACUUCGAUGCUACCGAGCCGAUAUACACAGGCAGUAAUGACUGGAGAAAGUGCUGCUGGUCUCUGGGUGUCAAUGAAUCGAAUAAUAACAAAGUCCCUAGUGCACGACGAGCGUAGAAACACAUCAAUGUUCUUCGCCCUGUCCAUCAUGACGAUAGGUUUUUGCUCAAUUCUCCACAGGAUUCUGAGAAAAACAGACUUUGUGAAGUUCUACGUGAACCUCUGUCAAGAGCGAAAUACAAUAACCUUAGAGCCCACCGAAGACGUUGGACUAAUGGAUCCACUGGACCAGGUAGGGGAGCUGUCCAAAGGUCAGUACGGAGUUCUGAAACUCCAGACGAGUCCCCUAGGGCCAGAAGCUACCUCUGGAGACGCCAGUGGGGCGCAGUACUCAGCUUUCUCAUUCAGCAAUCCGGUUUAUGAACCCAACGCACCAUCUGGAAAUGCCCCUGGAAGUGCUGGACCCACUUACAAGGUUGAGGAUGUCGUUGUGAUGAAGGGGACUUUUGGGGGACAGGGGGGCAAACCCUGGUCAGGAAUUAAACGAGGGCUGCUAGCAAGACUGGAAGUCGCAAAGCUCAUCUUCCCCUACAUGGGAAGUAUUGGUAUAGCGUACUUCGUGACCCUUAGUCUCUACCCGGGGAUCGUCUCAGAGAUAAUUUCCUGCAAGUUCGAGUCCUGGAUGCCAGUGAUUUUGAUGGCGACAUUCAACGGAGCGGACCUUCUCGGCAAAAUGCUGGCGUCGAUCCCCUACGAAUGGACACGAAGUCAACUACUCUACUUUGCUAUAGCAAGGGUAGUUCUCAUUCCCCUGUUCCUCCUGUGCGCGAUACCCAGACAGAAUCCCAUUCUCGCCGGUGAGGGAUACCCCCUGCUAUUCUCCUGGUUCCUCGGGCUGACUAACGGGAUCGUGGGGAGUGUACCCAUGAUCCAGGCACCCAGUAAAGUUCCCGAACAGCACCGGGAACUCACCGGCAACAUCAUGACUCUGUCCUACACCACUGGACUCACCCUGGGAUCGCUUCUCGCUUACGUUCUCGACGCCUUCCUUCGCCAGCCCAUUACCAUCAAGCAACUCUGCUCCAAGGCACUACCAACGAGUGUCAUCGAGUCAUUUAACUCCACUACGACGACAGUGACAAUGAUUGCAAGUACCACUCAAGCCACUGUAAAGAAAAUUACGAAAAUUCCAAGCCUGAGGAACACUGCAACCACUGCAUUGACGGCUUUUUUUACUACAUCAGUCGUUGCUAAUACGACUGGUGGUUUACUCGAGACUGUUGCCUUUAAUUCCACGACGGCUAUACCCGUGGUACUCUCUAAUGCAUCAUCCACCAUUAGUAAUGCUAUCCUUCAGCAUUAAAGGGUGAUUUUAUUUUGGGGAACAUUUUUCGAUUUUUCUUCGUUGAGUUUUCAUGAUUUUAGGUGUCUUUUAUUUCUACUUCCAGUACAAAACACACAUAUCUGAGGUUUUUGUGGAUUCUUUGGAGAUUGAUUGUAAUGCAUAGUGUUGGGGGGGAGGGGGGGCUGGAAGGGUAGAUAGUAGGGGGUGAUUCCGGAGGAAAUUGAACUUGGGAGCUUGAGGAGAAAAUUGGAAGAUAGUGAGGGUCGUCAGGAUAAUUAGAAAUGUUUAGGGAUGUUGACGAUUAAUAUUCAACGAUGGUUGACAAUGGCUGUUGGAGAUAUUGAGGAUAUCCAAGUAGCUUUUGCCUUUCUAUUUAUUUUCUUCUUUGUUUUGUAGGAUAUUGUUCCUUAGUAAAGCUUUAAAUAUGGAUAGGAUUGUUUACUAAAUGUGGGAAAUAUGGGUGAAGGAGAGUGUUAAUUAUGUGUUAGUUAUUCAUAAAAAAUAAUUUUAUCUUUAGAAAAGAUGGUUUAAAAAUGUUUUUUGUCAAACUUUUGUAUUGUUCGUAUGUGACUGUUUCCUCGGAUAUCCUCAAUGAAAAAAUCAUUGGGUUUUUCCACAUAUAUCUUCCUUAGAAAUUUUUAUCAUCCGUCGAAUUAAAGUUUCCCUCAGUUAUAUCGUGAUUGAACUAAAAUCUAGCCAACUGUGGGAAAUAUUAUUUUUUUAAUAAUAAGUAAAUCAAUAAUAAUAACGAGGCUAAAAAUCAUUCCCUGAUUCGAUAAAAACACCAAUGUAUUUUCGAAAUUCGAAAUAUUGGAGGUAUGUUUUAAUGAGGACAAAUAAAUUACGAACUAAGUCGUUAUUGCGAGUUAAUUAAUGUUCGAAAUGAAAAUUGCACCUUUAAAAUGGGUAAAUAAUUAUUAUUGUAUGUAUAAAAAUGAAAUCACAUAAAUAAUGAUAAAUGAAAAAUCAUUGAAUUGAAAUAAUAAAUAAAAUCUCGUUAAAAAAAUUGAUAAUUCAAUGAAUACUCUCCUCAAUUCUACGGGAUUGAUCCAACACUGCGACUUUUACGGGAGACACUUCCACAUUAUGUUGGUAAUUACAAUGGCAUUGUACUUGUUGAUAACGUUCUAAGUUCGUGAGAUGAAUAUUGUUUAUCGAGAGCCUGUGGUUAUUCGGUAUGUACAAAUAAAGUAAAUCUAUGAUGAUUUA
Diachasmimorpha longicaudata is the source of this 3348-nucleotide messenger RNA. RefSeq names its product equilibrative nucleoside transporter 4 (gene Ent3). Lineage: Eukaryota; Metazoa; Arthropoda; Insecta; Hymenoptera; Braconidae. The transcript is spliced from 6 exons. The record is from RefSeq and is a predicted model, not a curated record. Gene Ontology annotation, cellular component: plasma membrane. Gene Ontology annotation, molecular function: nucleoside transmembrane transporter activity; monoamine transmembrane transporter activity. Gene Ontology annotation, biological process: nucleoside transmembrane transport. The coding region runs from base 316 to 2157 and encodes 613 amino acids.